Molecule: messenger RNA, 2475 nt
Organism: Vanessa tameamea
Lineage: Eukaryota; Metazoa; Arthropoda; Insecta; Lepidoptera; Nymphalidae
Exons: 11
Coding region: 28-1722 (564 amino acids)
Biological process (GO): transmembrane transport
Cellular component (GO): membrane
Molecular function (GO): transmembrane transporter activity
Source: RefSeq, a predicted model, not a curated record
UUACAAUUUUCCCGGUUAGUUUGUUCGAUGAUUGCAUUUCGUUACAGAUACUUAUUAGCGACGCUCGUGUAUCCACGUCUUAAGACAGCUUUUUUAAUAAUUGGUGAAUUAAAAAAAAAUAUAAUGAAACUAUAUACAGUUAAUAUGGCAGUGAGCGGAAAAAUGGAAAAAGGCGCCAAAAAUGAACCUUCCAUAGCAACACUGGACGAGGCUAUGUUACUUACUGGGUUUGGUAUUUACAACAUCGCUCAUAUGCUCCUGAGUGGAUUGAUUCUUUUGGGCGUGAUCAUGCAAAGCUUGGCCAUGAGCUACGUGAUGCCGGCUGCGCAGUGUGACUUGAAUCUCAGUCUACAGCAGAGAGGAUGGAUUUCUGCUAUUCCUUUUUUAGCUAUUAUCCUCACGUCGUACUUCUGGGGCUGGCUGGCCGACACGCGCGGGCGUCGGCUAGUAAUGCUCAUCUCUAUGAUCAUCUCCACCGUGUUCAGUGGUCUCGCCAGCUUCGCGCCUGAGGUUAUCUCCUUCGCCGUGCUAUCGUUCAUAUCAUCUAUAUUUAUGUCGGGCUCUUCGGCUGUGGUGUACACGUACCUAGGCGAAUUCACAAAUAUACGUCACAGAGACAAGAUCGUCACGUUUGGUUCGGCGUUCGUCGGCAUCGGGACUGUUAUAAUACCAGCCAUAGCCUGGGUAAUACUUCCCCUGGAGUUUUCUUAUCCGCUACCACUUCUGAAUAUUGCGUACCGACCCUGGAGGCUGCUGGUCGUGGCCUGCGUGCUGCCUUUCGUCAUCGGCACCCUGUUGCUGAUAUUCAUAGCACCUGAGAGCCCUAAGUUUCUCAGCUCAUCGGGAAAAUCUGAGGAGUGUUUGGUCGUACUGAGGAAAAUGUACUCAAUCAAUAGGAGAAUGCCUGAAGAUACCUACCCUGUAAAGACUUUAAUAUCCGAGGGUAGCAAUACGAAACAGGAAGAGAAGUCAGGUAUAUCCGCAAUUCUAUCUUCCAUGAAGGAGCAGACCGUGCCGUUGUUCAAGCCGCCGUUCCUGAAGUGGACUUGCCUCACUUGUUUUGUACAAUUUGGAAUAUUUGCAACCACCAACGGGUUCUACGUGUGGUUCCCGACGAUCCUCAACUCGCUGGUGAACCACGAGGGCGCGCAGACGCGCAUCUGCGACGCGCUGGACGCCGCGCGCGCGCCGCGCAACGCCUCCGCCGUGGAAUGCGACGAUACUAUAAAUACGGCCACCUUCGAGAUGUCCGUGUACGUGGGGCUGGUGUUCUGCUCUAUGUACAUCAUCGUCGGCUUUCUGGUGGACUUUUUGGGGAAAAAAGCCAUCCUGGUGGUACUGUUGGCUGGCACCGGCAUGUGCGGAGUGGGAGCUCCCAACGUCUACCACCAGCAGAUCUCUGUCGUGCUGUUCGCAAUCUUCCAGAUGUGCGGAGCAUGUAUUGGACUCAUGAACGCUGUUACCGUGGAACUAUUUCCUACUAAAUUCAGAGCGAUGGCGGUGUGUCUGUCCAUGAUGAUGGGUCGCGUCGGCUCCAUGGUGGGCACCAACCUCAUCGGACUGUUCCUGGAGACCAAUUGUGGCGUCAGCUUCUACCUCUUCGCAGGAGUUAUUAUGGUGUGCGCGUUGUUCUGCUUGACCCUGCCGGGUAAAAACAAAGGACCAAUUCAGACCAAACCUAAGUCAGAAGCAACUCAAAACGAAACUCAAGCGCCCGCAUGAAGUUGAAAAUGAAGUUCCUAUUUUGAAAACGAAACAAUAUUUUGAAAUUUUGAACAUCCCGUACAGAGGCUGUGUUUUAAUAAUAAUUUACUUUGUUUUAACGAACUUGUGUACGUAUUUUAGAAGACGUUUUAUACGUUACUAAUCAAAAUGUAAAUUUAGUUCAGUAAAGACAAAGUUACAGUCGAAGAAUACAAAAAACAUAAACUGCCUUUUGCCUGAGCCAUGUGAUGGUGAGUGGUCACCACUAACCUUAUAUACUGUGAGAAAUAUUUACCAUUUUUCAUAUCACCAAUGUCCCAUCAACUUUGGGUACUGAGAUGUUAUGUCCCUUGUGCUUACAGUUCCCCUACCUCCCUUCAGACUGAAACGCAACAGCACUAAGUAUAACUAACUGGUGUUAGAAUAAGUGACCGUCCAGUUUAUAUGUUUAAUAUUUAGUUGAAUUUUGGAAUGUUCACUUUUAAAAAAACUUCUAUGAGUACUUGUUAAUGGCUACUAGUCUGAAACUAGACUAGUUAUUAUAGUGGCUAAUGUAAGUGGCUUUAUAUUACCCCUUACCCCUUUCCGGUCCUAUGGGUGUUGAACAGUGAGGUAAUAUAUAUUGUCUAUGGUUGGUUCUCUACUAAGCAUUAUGAAAUAUGCAUUUAUUCAAAAACGAUUUUAGUCAAAUGUUCCGAUCAUCGAUGUCGAAUUUGAACGUGAAGUAUUUAUAAUACGGCAAAAAAAAUUGCGUUACCUUUUUUCAAAAUG